AGUUGUUCUCUCGCGUACGUGAUAAGCGCCGUUGCUUCGUGGAAAUAACAAUAUUUGUAUUUCGAUGUGAAAUAUAUAGCAAUGUGUAAUGUACUAUCAGUUCAGAAUACAUCACCAUUGAUACGUUCUCUCUGUAACACGAAUAUUAUUCUUGCGAAUCAGUGAUCAGAUGACUUUACCAUAUGUUUCAAAUCAUUCGACAAUCGACAAAUUCUCUUAUAACUCUUCAAUAAACAUUACUAUCACAUUACGCGUCACGUUUUAAAUGAAAGGAAUAAUUGAGCCGCAUCCAUCACAGAUGUAUAAAAAUGUCAACAGAAGGAAGCGGAGAGACUCCCUCGACGGUGCCAUGUUUACCAGGAGCACCCGAACAAACAUAUCUAUUUCCGAAAGUAAAAGGACACUCGAGGUCCAUAAGCCAUGGUGGCACUCCCAUACUAGCCGGGAAUACGACCACGGCCCGGCCGCCCUUAAAAUCUGCACUGAGAGGUCAUCAGCGAGCUUUGUCUCAUGGUCAAAUUGGCGAAGGUCCACGCGCCGGGUCAGGACCCGGUCACAGUCGCACUGGCAGCCGCACAGACUUCAUCUUGCCACCAGGUCAUCGCGAACCAGUACCUGCAAGUGCCCAACCAAGACUGGGAUCUGUACGCGCUCAUCACUCACGACAAGCAUCCCGCUCUGAUUCCAUAUACACAAUAAGAAGAACUUCCGUUGUUGGCCCAUGGCGGCGUGCAGCCUUUUGGUUGUUGAGAAGACAACAGCCUGUUAUUGAUAAUUGUCAUAUGACUGUAGUACCAAACCAUUUAGUGCCAGAUAAAACACCACCAAAAGACCAUCCUAAUGGACAUAGGUGCAACAAUAAAAUUAGGACUACUAAAUACACCUUACUGUCAUUUUUACCAAAAAAUUUAUUUGAACAGUUUCAUAGGAUCGCAAAUGUGUAUUUUAUUUUUAUUGUGUUGUUGAACUGGGUGCCAGCUAUAAGUGCAUUUGGCAAGGAAGUGGCUAUGCUACCUGUGUUGUUUGUGUUAGGUGUGACGGCUAUUAAAGACUUGUUUGAAGAUCGGAGAAGACACAUGUCAGACAAGAGAAUCAACAAUUCAUUUUGCAGAGUAUACAAGAAAUCAGCCGAAAGAUAUGUUAAGGUGAAAUGGAGGGACGUUCGAGUCGGUGACCUCGUUCACUUGUCUAACAACGAAGCGGUGCCAGCUGAUAUGGUGCUGCUGCACUCCUCCAAUCCAAUGGGGAUCUGCUACCUGGACACGUGUAAUCUGGACGGAGAGACAAACUUGAAACAGAGAAUCGUCGCACCGGGCUUCAGAGAAAAGCGACUCGAUUUUAAUCCAAUGAAAUUCAGAAGUUCAAUAGAAGUCGAAAGACCAUCAACGAAAAUCUACAGGUUUACGGGUACAAUAUCCCAUCCGAACGGCGAAAGGGUGCCACUGAAUUCGGAAAAUUUACUUUUAAGGGAAUGCACGAUCAAGAACACGGAUUACGUCGAGGGUAUCGUUGUGUACGCGGGACACGAGACCAAAGCCAUGCUGAACAACGGGGGACCGCGAUACAAAUGCUCCGGUCUGGAGAAGAAAAUGAACACAGACGUGAUUUGGUGUGUUUUAGUGCUUCUAUUCCUCUGCUGCGUUGGCGCCGCGUGCUACAAAGUCUGGUUGGACCAAUACUUUCCCAAUUUACUAAGAUAUACGCUUUUCAUUCCGCAAGCCGACAAACCACCGGCGUACGAAGGCCUACAGAUAUUCUGGACCUACAUUAUAAUAUUACAAGUCAUGAUACCAAUAUCUCUGUACGUGACUAUUGAGAUGACGAAACUAUUGCAAGUCUAUCAUAUACAUCAAGAUAUAGAAAUGUACGAUCCGGAGACGAACAUCAGAACCGAAUGCCGAGCGCUCAACAUAACUGAGGAACUGGGACAGAUAAGUUACCUGUUCAGCGAUAAGACCGGAACGUUGACAGAGAACAAGAUGGUGUUUAGGAGAUGCACCGUUAACGGUGUCGAUUACGAUCACCCGCCCGGGCCCCCCGCGGAACCAUCGACCGAACUCCCGCCCAUUGUAACUCCUCUAACCCAAGUAUCGCCCAAUCGAAGACUGCUCCAACAUCUAAACGACACAAACGAUGCCCAACACACGCAAAAGGUUCGCGAGUUCCUCUUGAUUUUGGCCGUCUGCAAUACGGUGGUCGUGAGUCAGCCUCACGUGGACACGAUGCAGCUCAGCAUGUCGAAUUCGGGCGAAGAACUGACGAACAACAGGAAACCAUCGAGAUCGAAUGGUACAUUACGAUCAAACGACAAGUAUGCUCGAUUAACGGAAUCGCGAUCGACGACGCCCUCGCCACCGCCCUCCACCGUUUCCCCCCUAAAGAUACGUCUGCCUAAACUGACGUUUGGUAGCAGAGACGACAACACCAGUGAACCGAGUACAUCUACUGAACAACAGAUCGCUCGUUUUGAAGCCGAAAGCCCUGACGAGUUAGCACUCGCCGAGGCGGCUCUCGCGUACGGCUACGAGCUGAGAAGCAGGUCGCCUGACGAGGUCGAGGUCGGGAUCAAGGGGGAGGUGAGCCGCCUGAAGGUGCUUCGGGUGCAGCAGUUCGACUCCAACCGGAAAUGCAUGUCCGUCGCGAUGCGGACGCCUACCGGUCAAGUAGUUUUGUACGUAAAAGGCGCUGAUAGCACAGUGCUGGGCGCCUUGGCACCGAUGCGGGCCGGCUCGGCGGAGGCGGCGGCGUGCGAGCGCACCCGCGCCCUCAUCAGCGAAUACUCGCGCGCCGGCCUCCGCACGCUGGUCAUGGCCAAGCGGACCAUGCAGCCCGCGCUCUGGGAGGAGUGGCUCGCCAGCCAUACUAGAGCUUCGGAGAUCGGAGAAGGCCGCGAUAAGAGGAUACGCGACUCGUUGACUCGGCUCGAGAGUGCCCUGACGCUGGUGGGGGCCACGGGGGUCGAGGACCGGCUGCAGGAAGACGUGCCGCGCACCGUCCGGGCGCUGCUCGACGCCGGGAUCAUCGUGUGGGUGCUGACCGGGGACAAGCCGGAGACCGCCAUCAACAUAGCGUACUCCGCCUCUCUGUUCUCGCAGAGCGACCGGCUGUUGCACCUCAUGUCCAGGGAUAAGGAGCACGCGGAGUCCACGAUCAAGAGUUACCUGGAGGGGGGUGUGGGGGGUGCGGGGCGCGCGCUGGUGGUGGACGGGCGCACGCUCACGUACAUCCUGGACCGGCGCUCGGGGCUGGUGGCGCCGUUCCUGUGUCUGGCGCGGCGCUGCUCCGCCGUGCUGUGCUGCCGCGCCACGCCGCUGCAGAAGGCCUGCAUCGUCAAGGCGGUGAAGGAAGAGCUCGGCGUGACGACGCUAGCCAUAGGCGAUGGCGCCAACGACGUCUCCAUGAUACAAACGGCUGACGUCGGUGUCGGUCUGUCUGGCCAGGAAGGUAUGCAGGCGGUGAUGGCUUCGGACUUCGCGCUGUCGAGGUUCAAGUUCAUAGAGCGGCUGCUGCUCGUACACGGACACUGGUGCUAUGACCGGCUCGCCAGGAUGAUACUGUAUUUCUUCCUCAAAAAUGCCACGUUCGUGUUCAUGGUGUUCUGGUACCAGCUGUACUGCGGCUUCUCAGCGACGGUGAUGAUCGACCAGCUGCACCUCAUGGCCUACAACCUCAUGUUCACCGCGCUGCCACCCAUCGUCAUCGGUGCGUACGACCGCGUGGCGCCGGCGUCGCUGCUGGGCGAGGUGGCGGGGCUGUACGGCGCGGCGCGGCGCGGGCUCGCCUACCGCCCGCACUCCUACUGGCUGGUGCUCGCCGAGUCGCUCUACAUCAGCCUCGUGGUGUUCUUCAGCGUCGCGACCGCCUACUGGGACUCCGCCGUCGACAUCUGGUCCUUCGGCCUCUGCUGCAUGACCUGCUGUCUCGUCGUCAUGCUGGUCUACGUCGCCAUCGAGACCAGGAGCUGGACAAUAAUUCAAGUGUUCGCCCUGACCGGUUCGUUGAUGUCCUUCUUCUUGUUAACGAUGGUGUACCAGACGGUGUGCAGGCCGUGCCUUGGGAUGCCCUCCACCUAUGGAGUCAUGAUGAACACAGUCAAAGAUCCGACCUACUGGCUGUUGCUCGUAUUGACCACGGUCGCUGCAUUGGCGCCCAGGUUGUCGUACCACGCCAUCCGCAACUCGGUGCGGCCGGGCACGCUGCGGCGCGCGGUGGCGGCGCGGCGCCGGCCCCGCCUGCCUUACGCCGCGCACUACCGCUCCGCGCACGCGCAGGCGCACGUCUACAGGUCGACCGAUGAAGAUGGACUGCAGAAGAGCAGCGCGGACGUGGCGGCGGUCACGUGACGCAGCCAGCGGUGCGGCCUGCUCGCGGCCUGCGGUCUCUGUGUGCUCGCCCUCCCGCGGCGCCCGGCUUCUUGAACCUUACCCACCACGCCUCCACCAGCCGCCAUUCUUGUUAGUCUAAACAUAAUCCCUAAUACUAAACUGGGACAGCCCUAGCGAUUGCCACCGCGGGUUAGUUAAAUGUGGAUAAGGUGUCAUGAUCGGAUCUUGCUUCUCGACGGGUCUGAGGAAGCCUCCAACAAUCCUCCCAAGGGAUGUGUCACAGUACUGGAAGGAUUUUAGGCUUGUCAUUUACGGGUCUCGUCGCCCUCAAACUAUGAAAGGCGGGGGGUUCGGUCAGUAUUGGACAGUUUCUCAUGUUGCCUGUUCUCUAGUGCUUACGUGAGGAAAAUACUUUGAAUGUUUGUGGAUCAAGUGGAAAAUGUGUGAUGUAGUGCUUUAUGGGACAAAGUGGGACCAAGGCGUCACGUUCAGUUACCAAUUGUUUUGUACAGUAUAAACAUUAUCUUAUUUACGAUUGUUGCAUCGCUUCAAGCGAAAUGUUUAAUUGUUAUAAAGUGAAAAAACGGUUUUAUCGACUUACGUACCAUGCGUUCGUCUUGUUGAGCUUUUGCAAAACGAAAAGUUUCACUGUAAAAGCCAUGAUUAGUUAUGACGUAUACACGUCAAAGAUAUUUAUUUAUGUUAACAAGAAAUGAGAGUUAAUAAAUCGAUAAAUAUUUUUGGUUUUCGUCGAGUUUUUAUAUAGUUCGAGCCCACGCCGCAUGUAGAAUUCCAAUUUGAGUCUGUUCGAUUAGACAACAUAAGGUUUUCAUUACACUUUUUAUUUGUACAUUUCAGAAUGAACAGUAUUUCGUUUGAGAUCUGACAUUUUUAAAGUGUUUAUUUGACUCGUUCUUAUCUUUAUACAUUCUAUGGAAUCGCGAUGCCUCCAAUGAACACUACUCUAACUCAAAAUUUUUAGAUUUUCGUUUUUCACACAAAUCACUACACUAUUUUAAAAGUA
Bombyx mandarina (wild silkworm) is the source of this 5349-nucleotide messenger RNA. Its product is annotated as phospholipid-transporting ATPase VD. The record is from RefSeq and is a predicted model, not a curated record. Gene Ontology annotation, biological process: phospholipid translocation. Lineage: Eukaryota; Metazoa; Arthropoda; Insecta; Lepidoptera; Bombycidae. Gene Ontology annotation, cellular component: plasma membrane. Gene Ontology annotation, molecular function: ATP binding; magnesium ion binding; ATP hydrolysis activity.